This is a messenger RNA of Penicillium nucicola, 192 nucleotides long. RefSeq lists its product as uncharacterized. The coding region runs from base 1 to 192 and encodes 63 amino acids. The transcript has a single exon. The record is from RefSeq and is a predicted model, not a curated record. Lineage: Eukaryota; Fungi; Ascomycota; Eurotiomycetes; Eurotiales; Aspergillaceae.
AUGAACGAUACCUACGAGACCAUCCGUAGUAUUGGCGCUGCUUUCUCUUUCAUCCUCCUGCUUUGUGUCUUCUGCGGUGUCGUCGCGAGCUACCUGGUCAUUCGCGGGUGGCGCGUCCGUCUAUAUCAGCGUCUGGGCAUGGAGUCCGGGCUCGCUGAGGAGAGGGCGCGUCUCAGCCCGCAUGAAGAUUGA